This is a messenger RNA of Hibiscus syriacus, 997 nucleotides long. RefSeq names its product HVA22-like protein j. The transcript is spliced from 7 exons. Bases 335 to 880 code for a protein of 181 amino acids. The record is from RefSeq and is a predicted model, not a curated record. NCBI's taxonomy places the organism in Eukaryota, Viridiplantae, Streptophyta, Magnoliopsida, Malvales, Malvaceae.
CAUUUUUCCUUUCGUUUUGCCUUGGAUCUCAAGUUUCAGCCUAUAAGAAAACCAUCAUUCUUCUCUCUUUCUCUGUCGGUUGCUCAUCACAUUUUCCUUGCACGAAAGCAAACGCUGUCCAUCAUUUGAUUCCCCCACACCUUUAGCUUUUUUUUAACACCGGAAUUUCGUUCAAAAGAAUCUCAACAAACUCAGCUUUUCGUCACCUUGUCUCUGUUUUUUGAACAGUUUUUGGUUCUUUUAAGCUUCCAUUGUUGUUGAUACAGUAGAUCGAGGCGCUUCGUUGAUCCAUUUGACUCACCAUCUUUUCCAAAAGGAAAAUUUUCGAUCAGAAAUGUUGGGUGAAUUCAUUACCAGGGUUCUUGUGUUGGUUCUUGGAUAUGGAUUUCCAGCGAUCGAAUGCUUUAAAACAGUUGAGAAGAACAAGGUUUCGAUCGAGGAACUCAGAUUUUGGUGUCAAUAUUGGAUCGUCGUAGCAUUUCUGACGGUAUUCGAGAGCAUAGGGGACACAUUGUUUUCAUGGUUGCCUAUCUACGACGAGCUGAAGCUUACACUCUUGAUCUACCUAUGGUAUCCCAAAACCAAGGGAACUAGUUAUGUGUACGACACCUUGCUGCGGCCAUACAUGAUGAGACAUGAAACCGAAUUCGGUCGAACGAUACAAGAAUGGCGAGCCAGAGCUUGGGAUUUUGCUCUGUAUUAUUGGGAGAACUGCACCGAGUUGGGGCAGACCAAAUGGGUCGAGAUGUUGCAGUUCUUGUCCGGUCAGCCUUCGAGGUUGAAACAAGGCAAGCUGAUUGACCCGGUUCUAAAUCACCAAUUGGAGUUCGACGAGAAACGGCCAGCCCGCCGUAGACUCUUUGGAGGCAAAGGUCGUUAAGUCCAACCCCACGGUGAGUCAAAGCUCCGACAGGGAAAACCACACAGUCAACAACUUGUAACAAACGAACAACACAUGUAUAAACCACCCAACAAUUGGCAAACACUAACAGAAGAA